UCGAGGCCGGGCUCCCGCGCCCACGGCCCCCGUCUCCCCCGGAACCUCAGGUGCAGCCGGCGAAGGUAGCGAAAGCCUCCGCGAAACCUGCCCAGCGAGCGAGCGUCUCUCCCCGAAGCCUGCCGGGGAGCCAGGCUGGGCCCGGCUGCCCCGAGAUGAGAUGGAGCUGGGGGCCCGGGUCCCCCGCGCUCCACCUCCUCCUCCUGCUGCUAGCGCUUCUGAUCGAGCCAGGCGCCGGCAAUGAGGGCAGCAGAAUGGGAAGCUGUUUUUGUCAUAAAGUCAUGGACUCUCCUCCACCGGUUAAACUCAUGGAAAGUAUCCGACAAAAACUGAAAGGUCAUGCUUCCUGUGGCGGCUAUGUCAGGUUUCAAAUAGAUUCCUGGAGGGUCUGCGGGGGCAGCAAAGAGCCCUGGGUGCUUGAACUGACCAGCUGCUUUGAUCGGAAAGAAUGUGGACAUGCUUACUCUGAGAGAGUGGUCCAGCAGGAGCAUUCACCUCCCCACAGCACCCCAAUUCCCGAGUCCACUGAAGGGGCACCUGCCGUCACAGACAUCCCUGCUCAGACGUACCUGCCUCUCACCCUGCAGUCCACCCAGCAGCCUACCUUUCCUGUACCAACACUGUCCUUGGAUACAAAGCUCAUCCACUCCCCCGAAACCACUGCUUCCUCUGUGGGCCACAAUCUAGAGACUGGGCCUGCAGCUGGGGCGAACCAGAAGCAGCUGGAAGGAAAUGUGGAUCCUACACCUGGGAUAUAUGUCACAGUGCCAGUGCUUUUGGCCAGCUUCUUCCUCACUGCAGUCCUUCUCUAUGGGCGGUGUAAGAGGAGAAGUAAUCAGUCACCGCAGUACUCUCCAGAUUUGCAGCUUCAAUAUAUUCCUGUGGCCCCAUAUUCCAACACUUGGGCUAAGAAUGGGAGCUUGUGAGGGUAGAAAAUGUGAUUCAUUCACUAUCAGAAACAUCUGAUAAACGGGAACAUUCUCUCUGGCACAUAGUAGGCACUCUGCACAUAUCUGUUACUGUUUAACCAGCCACUGCCCUGUUGGAAUUUUCUUUUGCUUUUCUUUUUGUCUUUACAUUGUGUAAAAUUCUGAAUGUGUAUUAUUUUUACUAAAAGUUAUUUUUCUAA
Molecule: messenger RNA, 1129 nt
Organism: Pipistrellus kuhlii (Kuhl's pipistrelle)
Lineage: Eukaryota; Metazoa; Chordata; Mammalia; Chiroptera; Vespertilionidae
Gene: CXCL16
Product: C-X-C motif chemokine ligand 16
Exons: 5
Coding region: 156-926 (256 amino acids)
Biological process (GO): immune response; response to type II interferon; positive regulation of cell migration
Cellular component (GO): extracellular region
Molecular function (GO): low-density lipoprotein particle receptor activity; scavenger receptor activity; chemokine activity
Source: RefSeq, a predicted model, not a curated record